Messenger RNA from Trachymyrmex cornetzi, 3232 nucleotides. RefSeq lists its product as uncharacterized. Gene Ontology annotation, biological process: cell-cell junction organization. The annotation marks the transcript as partial. NCBI's taxonomy places the organism in Eukaryota, Metazoa, Arthropoda, Insecta, Hymenoptera, Formicidae. The transcript has 3 exons. Gene Ontology annotation, cellular component: plasma membrane; apical junction complex. The record is from RefSeq and is a predicted model, not a curated record.
GCACUAAAGCAACCCCCUCAGCCACAAAAAAAAAUAUACCAUCCUAUCAACAUCACAACCACCAUCACCUUUGCUCUCCGUCACGAAGGGAGCGUGAGGCUGUGCUGGAUGGAGAGCUCGUUCGUCGGCACGCGGCCCGUGGACUCGCCGGAGACGCCUAUGAGCCUGGCGACCGACCAGGAGGCCGGCGACUGCUGCAACGCGGCCGGCACCGAGUCCUGCAGCUGCCAGGACUCGGCCGCAUCCGGUCUCUACCUGGACCUGACACCCAGCCGGGAUGACGUGCGCCAUCAGCAUCUCCAGGCAUCCUCGGCCGGCCCGUCGCCCACGUCCUUCUCUAACUACCAUCACCAUCAUCAGCGUCACCAGCAUCGCCAGCAACAACAGCAACAUCAUCACCGCGAGUCAGCUAAGAGCGUGAUGGACGUUCAUCAGGCAACCGUCGAUGAUCAGCAGCGCAACUUCUACUCGGGCGAGCUGGUGAGACGGAAGAGCGAGGGCAGCGACACGCUGCCCUCACGAGCUGCGGUUGUCGCCGCCGCAGCUGCGUCGUCCUCGUCGUUGAUGCCGCGCGGGGGCGCCCAGCCGCGUCACCGUCGGGUGUCUUUCGACAAUCCCCAAGACUCCACUACUAACGGCAGCUCGGCUGCCAUGGACAAGGUAGUGCGGUGCCGUAACAACAAGUGCGGUAACUCGACCACCCUGGCAGAAGCGAGGAGGACCUAUAAGAGCUGCCACAACUGCACCUGCCUAUACUGUUCGCGCGAAUGUCGAAGGGCUCACUGGCAACGUCAUCGCAGGACCUGCCUUCAUUCGCGAGCCGGCAGUCUCUGCCGCCAGGUACUGUCCUCGGCGAAAGAGGACCCGGCCACUCUGAAGCACAUCUCCGCCCUUGCCAGACGGGGCUACGCCGGUCACGGUCGCGGCGCGGUCAAGUGCUUCUUCUCGAGCCCCGAAGCGGCCGAGCGUUUCGUCGGCAACGGCUUCGCCGACCUUGGCGAGCCCACCUACGUGCGUUGGUCGGACUUACUCCCGGGCGAGAUGGGCGCCGAGCUCUACGCCGAACUGAUGCGCCUCUGUAAGACGUAUAAUCCGGAAACGCGGCUAGUGCUCUACGUGGCGGUGUGCGUGGUUAGCGAAGUGCCGACUAGCGGCGCGGUCAGGUGGGAACGGCAAUUGGUAUCCAGGUGUGCGAAGAUCAGGCUCGACGGGGCGGCUAAGCAGCAUGCUUCCUCCUCCUCGGCGUCUCCGCAGGCCAGGAGGAGACUGUCGCAACAAGCACCUGCGUCUCCCUGCAACAUCACUAGAGAGAUGGACUCGCCUGAGACCCUGGUCUUGACAUCGUUACCCGGUAACAACGGUCAGAACACGCCACGAAAAGCGCGAGAGAUCAGCUUCACUAAUAUUCAACGGCAGCUCAGGCUCAGGGGAGUCUCCUUGAGGAGACACUUUCCCCAGGUAUACCGGAAACUUUGUUCUUACGUGGACGGCUCGGUGGACAAGUUCGCACCGGUGACCAUCUAUCCCAGAGAUCAGGCGUCCGGUAAGAGCUUCAUGUGUAUCAUCAUGCUGGAUGCGGAGCCUGAACGUCUGCAAUUAUUGCCCACGGACUCGUCCAGGGUAAGGACGGUGGACAUCAGCGUGGAGCAAGAGUGAGAACCAUGUUCGAACGAGAUUCAAGAAUCGGGAUAGCUCAAGACACGUCGCUCAGGAUUUUCCUCAGGUUCACGGGGAGACGGUCAGGAACGUCGUUGUAGACGGAGUUCUUCAAGAUGAGGACUACUGACGUCGGCCGGUGGCAGAGCAAGAGCGAAGAUCACACUUGAACAAAUCAUCAACGAGUAUUACAGGAGAUCGCAAGGGAUUUGCUUAGAAUUUUCCUCAAGUUCUUAGAGAAAAAGAUCGAAGAUGGCUACUGACGGAUGCCUUCAGAUUGAAGACGACUUCAUCAGUCAGUGGAGUUAACUUCGAUAAUGUAAAAGUUUAAAAGGUAUCCUAAUUUCGUCCGGAUAUCUUUUGAACGUUUAUAUUGUCUGUGCGAAAGAAUGUUUAGGUAGAAGAGAUCUAGAUGAAAAUGCCAACGGAAGUCCAGAUGGAUCUAGAAAGCUCAACACAUUUGAGCUCACAGACUUGUAUGAUUUCACACACAGGGCAUGCAUACAUACACAAAGACUUUUUCUAUCUUUCCUUCUAGAGAAAAAAGAAAUCGAGCGCACGAAAAACGAAAAGUAUUACUCUGUUUAUAUCCAUCCUCUUUUUCGAUACCCUAAGUAUCGCGAUUGUAUGAAGGCAAUCUUCCGUCAUUUCAGACAUCCUCGAUUUGGUCGUUGCUGUAUGAGAGAUUUAUUAUAAUCAUUCGCCAGUAUAAGUCUUAUUGAAGAAUUAUUAACUGAUCCUUUCAAUCCAAAAUAUAUAUGAUCAAUAACUUCUAAAGAAUAUUUGAAGAAAAUUAAAUAAAUAUUUUCACGCGUUUUUAUUAGUAUAUCACAACGAUUUGAUAAACCAAGUAGAAUAGUCUAUAUAUAGUCAUGUUUCUUUAACGAUUCUUUUGAAGGGAUUGAAAGGAUCAGUGACGAUUUCAAGAUUCUCGGCGGAUGGAACGGAAAGUAAGAUUUAGAGUACGUUGUUGUCUCUUCGUUCAACUUUGCAUUGUUUAAAUAUUUUAUCGUAUAUAUUAUAUGUAAAGAGGCGAGAAACAUUUUUCUCAGCGAAUACAUUCACGAUCGAUCGCUACGGAAGUUUCGCUUACGAGUCCGACUUUACCAGAGACGGAAUUAAAUUCGUGCAAUAUCGAGCCUCGAAAGGGAAUAUAUAUUUCAAGAGUUACAUUGUAUAUUUUAAUUUAUUCCUGCAAAUGUCAUUAUUAUAAUUACGACUAACCGCGGAAUGCCUGCCUUACUUACCGGCAUGUAAACAUAAUUCCCGUCGUUAUUAAUCGAAUUAAUUUAAUAAUACGAACGUAAUCACGAAGUUCUUUUGAUCCACAUUUCCCACCUUCUCUAAACGCAAAAUGGAAAAAAAAAAGAUGAACGCGCAUCUCGGAUAUGCGAUAUCAAAGAUUUUGCCACAAGUAUCGUUCACGUUCAUGACAUCGUGCCAAAUGAGAAAAGCGUGAUAAAAAUCGCGAAAAGCAAACUUUCGGAACGUUGCCGCAUAACAUCGUCACUUUUUCGAUAUAAACUUCUAAUCUCGAGGGAACGCGCCACGCGUACAAUUUCGGUUAAAAACGGCG